Molecule: messenger RNA, 709 nt
Organism: Impatiens glandulifera
Lineage: Eukaryota; Viridiplantae; Streptophyta; Magnoliopsida; Ericales; Balsaminaceae
Product: phosphatidylinositol transfer protein 3-like
Exons: 3
Coding region: 1-672 (223 amino acids)
Molecular function (GO): phosphatidylinositol transfer activity
Source: RefSeq, a predicted model, not a curated record
AUGACUGAUAGUGCAAAGAAACCGCCAUCAAAUGGCGACGAUACUUCCUGCAGAACCGAAGAACAACAGCAAAAGGUAUUAUCAAUUCAAAUUCUAUUUACAUUCAACAAGAUCGAUAGAAUUCCUUACGAUUUCAAUUCAAUCUUAUUUCAGAUCAAUGAAGUACUAGCUUUAAUCUCACCAAUUCCUGACAAAUUAGCCGCAAAACAUUACUCAAACGAAUCAAUCUCGCGAUACUUAAUCUCGCAGAAAUGGAACGUUCAAAAAGCUUCAAAAAUGAUGAACGAAUCGUUCAAAUGGAGAUUACAAUACAAGCCAGAGGAGAUUCGUUGGGAACAUAUUGCUUAUGAAGCUGAAUUAGGGAAGAUAUAUAGGUUAAACUUUGAAGAUAAACAAGGACGAACUGUUCUUGUAAUGAGACCUCGUUUUCAGAAUUCGAAGUCGAUUGAAUCUCAGAUGAAAUACUUGGUUUAUUGUAUGGAGAAAGCGAUUAUGAAUCGUGAAGAGAUGAUAUGGCUAGUUGAUUUUAAUGGAUUUACAGCUUCAAAUAUUUCUCUGAAAUUGGCGCGAAGAACAACUUACAUCUUGCAAAACUAUUAUCCUCAGAGAUUGGCUACUGCGAUACUGUAUGAUCCACCUAAUAUCUUUGAACCUUUCUGGAAGGUAACAUAAUUAUGUUGAUUUUGUUUUUAGGAAAAGGAAGAAGAAG